Aspergillus uvarum CBS 121591 is the source of this 6390-nucleotide messenger RNA. RefSeq lists its product as uncharacterized. Gene Ontology annotation, molecular function: ATP binding; ABC-type peptide transporter activity; ATP hydrolysis activity. Lineage: Eukaryota; Fungi; Ascomycota; Eurotiomycetes; Eurotiales; Aspergillaceae. The transcript is spliced from 8 exons. Gene Ontology annotation, biological process: transmembrane transport. The coding region runs from base 112 to 6276 and encodes 2054 amino acids. The record is from RefSeq and is a predicted model, not a curated record. Gene Ontology annotation, cellular component: membrane; fungal-type vacuole.
CUUCUUGUGACCUCACCCUUCCCUUCUCCACAUCCCUCCAUUGGAGAUGCUCUUCCUACUUGACUUGACUUGACUUGAUCACAGCAAAAGCGUCCUUUUUGAUGAAUCGUCAUGGAUGACACUAUCGCAGAACCCAUCGUCAAUCGCGAUGAGCCUAUACCUGUCAUAUUCUCCGACAAGCAGAAAAAUGAUACCAAGCAUCCGCGAGCUGGGGGGCACAAGCGAUCAGUCUCGGGGGCUGGGCGGUCUCUGCAGGACAGGCUAUUUUCCAAAAUUCUGGAGCAGGUAGUGCCUACAGAAGAUGCCGAUAAGGAAUCAUUGUCAGACAAGUCUCUCGCCGCAGACCCCAAGCGGCCAGCCUUCAGCCUACCUCUCAUGGCAAACAACUUUCGCAGGUUCAAUGCAAGAAUUGGAAUUAUCUUUACGUUUCAAAUCCAGGUUGAGCGUCUGUUCAGCUGGAAGAAAACCUCCCACACGCUUUCGUUUCUCUUCAUCUAUUCGUUUAUCUGCCUGAACCCACACCUCUUCGUAUUACUUCCUAUCUCUAUCCUUCUUUUCUUCAUCAUGGUGCCUGCAUUUCUGGCGCGGCACCCUCCCCCUCCGUCAACAUCUACCUCAAGUAUUAUGCCCUAUUACUCGUACGACGGCCCGGCUCUGGCACCUGCGAAAACUAUCAAGCCAGCCUCAGAGACCUCGAAGGACUUCUUCAUGAACAUGCGGGAUCUGCAGAAUUGCAUGGCGGACUUCUCCGAUGCCCACGACGCCAUGGUUUCCGCCUUUGCACCUGUGACCAAUUUCUCCGACGAGAAGCUUUCGUCAGCGGUGUUCUUACUGUGUCUGCUCGUUGUCGCUCUUUUGUUCUUGACUGCCCACCUUGUUCCUUGGCGCUUGGUCUUUCUGGCGGGCGGUAAUCUAGCUGUAUUUUCCCUGCAUCCUCGUUUUAACCAUUUUGUCCAGGCUGUCACAGCGGACCUCUCUUCGCAGCCUUCAGGAACCGAGUCCAUGGCCGAGAAACAACUCAGGAGUGCGGCCAACGCUGCUGGAGUUCCACUACCUGCCUCCUCCUCCUCCUCUAGUGCCAUGUCCAUGAUAGGCUCCUUGGCCAAUAUCUCCCUGGAUUCUGACACCGAAGAACGCGAGGUCGAAGUCUUUGAGAUUCAGUAUCGCUCUUUGGCACCAUAUGCCGAUUCUCAAUGGGACCAUUUCCUGUUCAGCCCGAUGCCAUAUGACCCACUCUCGCCACUUCGCAUCGCAGGCGACCGUCCCAAGGGGUGCCGGUUCUUCGAAGACGUCCAACCCCCGAGCGGUUGGGCAUGGAAGGGCAAAAAGUGGGAGCUGGAUCUAGACUGUCGCGAGUGGGUGGUCGAGCGCAUGAUCACGGGGGUCGGUUUCGAGGUACCGGGAAGUGCUGAAGACCAAGCAGAGGGUGGAGAGAUUGGGGGUUGGGUCUGGGAUCUGCCUCCUGCUCUCGUCACAGAUGACAAUGGCGUGGCAUCUGGGCUUGGGAGUGAUUCGGUUCGCGAUUCCGCCAGUAAUAGAAAGGCGUCUGCGAAGAAGAAGAAGGGCAAGGAACGCUCGCAAGACUAUGAAGAAAGAGGUAAUACCGGAGGAAUGGGCGAGUGGAGAAGGCGGCGGUGGGUUCGCGUGGUACACAGAACCAGUAUGCCGGCUGGUCAGCAGCAGACUACAGGUGACGAGACAAAUCGCGCGAGGAUAUCUACAAGCAAGGCUAUCUUUGUGAACAGCCUGCGGUUGACUGCAACUUAUUCUUAUCUCACAAGUACAUGUAAUGUCUUGUGUUACCCAAACUCAGUCACUAGGUGGUCAAUUCUGAUGCUGAUAGACAUGAAUGAUGGAGAUGCUAGUUCCUGCCAUUGGCUCUGGGACUCUCCCCACGCGCGACCGUCGCUCUGUGCUUUGGAGUACCUCUUCCUUGCACCGGCGAUAGUUAUUUUGGUCAUUGCACUGAGCCAUUUGCUCUCACAUGGAGUUCUGCUGAGAUGUCCCAAAUGGAUGCAUCCAUUCAUUCAGGAGCAGCCAGCAUCGAUAGAGCUGCCCGUAGACCGGCCACAGCAACGGGUCGGCUGGGUUGUAGCCCUGUUCGCCAUCUCAAUGAUUGGAUUCCUCGCUGAAUUGACCAGCGUCAUCCUCAGCGGGUCUUUGAUCAGCAUCGUAUUACCUGUAUCCUGGGCUGUGGCUGCUGCCAUGGUUGCAGUGCUGCGCCCGAGAUCGUGCCCUACAUCCCUGCUUGCCUUUUUUCUGAGUGCAUUGGUAGUGGAGUCCGCACAUCUCAUCAAUGAUGAUAUGUAUCAUGUCUCUAGACUCUUCACCCGCCAUGUGGCUGCUGUUGCCGCCUUGGCCGGCUGUACGGUCAUCCUUGCAAUGCCCUUUCGCAGUCACAGUCUCCCGCAGGACGACAUCAGCGCCGUUGGCCAACAGCCAUCCAGCGACUCCCGCAGCCCAGAGGACAACUUGCGACUUUGGCAGUUCCUGAGCGUGUCUUGGAUGGCUCCGCUGAUAUUUGUAGGCAGGAACAAACAAUUGCAGGAGGAAGAUGUGUGGUUUCUGGGAUACGAGUUUCAGCAUCGGAGACUGCACGAAAAGUUCCGUCAACUGAAAGGAUCCGUGCUAGGAAGGUUACUUCAAGCGAAUGGAAUUGAUGUGCUAAUAAUAACGACGAUUUCUACUGUGCAGAUGCUUUGUGAUUUCUCUACCCCUGUCUUGCUGCAGCAAUUAUUACAGGCGAUGAAGGAUCGAAGCACGUCCAAUAGGCCGGCUUUGACCUAUGCAUUGCUGAGUCUGGUGCUUCGCCUGGUGCUAGCACAGGCUCAGGUCCUCAAUCUGUGGUACGGGAGACGUGCCUAUGAGCGGAGUAGAGGCGAGAUGAUCAUGAUGGUCUAUGAGAAGGCACUUUCGAGAAAGAACGUAUUCGAUCAGGAAAUAAGUGAGAAGGAAGAUGGAGCUGAGCCUUCUGAAGAAACGGAUGACGAGACAGAAUCGAAUUGCCGAUCAAAGAGGUGGUGGUGGCCCUUCUCGCGCUCCAAAAGGGCUACGCACAAGGAGAAGAUCAAGAAGACAGCUUCCAUGGGCAAGAUCUUCAAUCUACUGCGCGGGGACGUUUACGAAGUAGCCCAGAGAUUCUGGGAAAUCGACUCCUUGAUUGACAAACCGCUGGGGCUUAUCAUUGCGACUAUUCUCAUCUGGAAGCUCCUCGGGCCGUCAUGCUUUUUGGGAGUUAUAGCCAUUUUGGUUGCGCAGACGCUUAACGCAUUUAUCACUCGUACUCUUCUUCGCUGGGAACGUGUACGUCGCCUUGCAACAGAUGCUCGACUCCAAAUAUCUUCCCAAUUUGUUGAGGCUCUGCGGCAUUUGCGUUGGUAUGGCUGGCAGAGCCAUUGGCUUCGUCAGGUAAUGGACGCGAGGCAGUCUGAGUUGAAUCUACGAAUUGUCACUAGUCUUUGGAACGUGCUUAUUCGCUUCAUCAACACCCUUGCUAGUGGGCUGUUCCCCGUGGUCGCAUUAUACGCUUACACUUUUCUGGCUGGAAACCCGCUGCGCAUAGACAUCAUCUUUCCUGCUCUUCAACUGUUCACAAUGCUGGAAACCCGACUGAGAGAUAUUCCGAGUCUCAUCACUGUGCUCAUAAACGCCUCAAUUGCUAUGGAGAGAAUCGAAGAUUUCAUGGCAGAGCCUGAUAAAGAGAGAACGCCAAUUACUGCUGACCGCCCCUCUCUCAUCAAACUGGAAUCAUGUACAUUUGCUUGGCCUGGGAAAUUAUCACCUGUACUUUCCAAUGUCAACCUGGACGUGCCCCAAGGUCUGACCGUUAUUCACGGCAAGGUGGGAUCUGGCAAGACAGCUUUGCUUCAAGCCCUGCUGGGCGAGCUGGAUAGAUUGGAAGGGAACUCCCAUCUCCCAAACGAGAUGGUCGGGUUCUGUGCCCAGACGCCAUGGCUUCAGAGCAUGAGUAUCAGGGAUAACAUUCUAUUCUCUUCGCCAUUUGAUGAACAGCGUUACAAGCUGGUGCUGGGUGCUUGUGCACUCAUACCGGAUCUCUCCAACUUCAAGCAUGGGGACCUGUCUUUCGUGGGUGAGAAUGGUAUCGGUCUCUCCGGGGGCCAGAAGGCACGGGUGGCUCUGGCACGGGCGAUGUAUAGUUCAGCCAGGAUACUGCUACUUGACGAUCCUCUUUCAGCCUUAGACCACAACACAGCGGAGGCAGUUGUUAACAAAUGCUUCCUGGGUCCGCUAAUGCGCAACCGGACUGUGGUUCUUGUCACCCACCGAACCCACCUAGUCGGUGAAAUUGCCGACCAGAUUGUUCACAUCGAGAAUGGGAAGGCUACGGUAGAAAUUAACCAGAAUGUGUUGUCUCAUGGCAGCGAUGACCGGCAAAGUGCUCUGUCGCAAAGAACAGACACUGCAAACGAGGGUGAAGUUUCUCUCGAGGGUGCCUCUGCUGCAAUUCCCACGAAGUUCAUAGAAGAAGAACAUAGAGCAGAAUGGGGAGUGCAGGCGCGGGUGUACUGGAAGUACAUCCAAGCUGGCAAAUACCGCUGGUGGCUCGCCCUCUUUGCGGUGUUGACAAUCUAUCGCUUGUCUUCCGUUGGCCAGUCAUGGUUUCUCAAGGAGUGGGGAGAGGCAUACAAGCAGAUACUCUUGUUCUUCGGACAAUCGAACCUCAAUCGUGUGUAUUCCAGUCCGGAACUAACUACCGCCUCGACGAUGGCAAACGAUAUCCACUGGGCGCCGCGGGACCCAUUUAAUGGCUUCCCCACGCCAGAGGAGAAUGUGAAACCCUGGCUAGUAGCGUUUUUGAUCAUUACCAGCUUUCAGUCCCUGAUGCUUCUGCUCGCACAGCUUCUGAUGCUGGUGAUCGUUUAUUGCGCCGGCCGAACACUGUUCGAGGAGGUGAUGGUACGGGUGAGCAACGCUACGUUCCGAUUCUUCGAUGUGACACCGGUGGGCCGACUGAUGAAUCGACUAACUUCCGACAUUGGAGUGGUCGACGGAAACAUCAGCGAACAAUUCCAAAUGAUCGCAUUCCAAGCCAUCACCUGGGUGUCCUCGAUCGCCGUGAUCGCAACUGUGACCCCGACAUUUCUCGGGUUCUCGCUUCUGCUCACCGCGGCCUUUGUCCUCAUCUUCCGACGUUUCCUCCCCACCUCGCAGAGCCUGCGACGCCUGGAGAUGGUCUCACUAAGCCCACUUAUCUCCAACUUCGGCGAACUUCUGCAUGGCCUGACCACUGUGCGCGCCUUCCACGCCGAAAGCCGCUUCCAGGACCGCGUCAUCGCUGUCGUCGACAAAUUCCAGGGCAUGGACCACUUCUACUGGUCACUGCAGAGCUGGCUCAUGUACCGGUUCGAGAGCCUUUCCGCGGCUUCGACCUUCUGCCUUACUGUCCUCGCGCUGUACACCAGCGUCAGCCCGGGGCUGGCAGCCUUCGUCCUGAUCGCGGCCAACAACUUCGUCACCUCCACCCACGCCCUCUGCAAGCAAUACGGCCAGCUCCAAAUGGACUUUGUAUCGGUCGAGCGAAUCGACGAACUGCUGCACGUGGAGCAGGAACCACCCGGCACGAUUGACCCUCCGGCCUCAUGGCCCAAAUUCGGCCAGGACAUCGUCUUCGAGGACGUGACAAUCCGCUACGCGCCGCACCUCGACCCCUCCCUCCGCAACAUCUCCCUGCGCAUCCCUGGUGGCUCCACGACGGCCAUCAUCGGGCGCACCGGCAGCGGCAAGUCCACACUGGCUGUCGCGAUGCUCAGCGUCGUGCGGCCCGAAUCCGGCCGCAUCCUCGUCGAUGGCCUGGACAUCGCGCAGGUCACGACCCAGGCGCUGCGGACCCGCGUCACGUUUGUCGCGCAGGACCCCGUCCUGUUCCCUGGGAGUAUUCGGCUGAACCUCGACCCGACGGGGGAGUACUCCGACGCCGAAUGCGGCGAGGUGCUCAAGCGCGUCUGCAGCCGCCACAGCUGGAGUCUCGAGACGCCCGUGGAAGCCGGAGGCCGUAAUCUGAGCCAGGGCGAGCGGCAGCUGAUCGGGCUCACGCGAGCGGUGCUGCGGCGCAGUCCCAUCGUUAUUCUGGAUGAAGCAACGGCGUCGAUCGACCAUGAGAGCUCGUUGGAGAUCCAGCAGAUCCUGCGCGAGGAGAUGAGGGAGUCGACGGUGGUGACCAUCGCGCAUCGGCUGGAGGCGAUCAAGGAUGCGGAGUAUUAUAUUGUGUUGGAUAAGGGAGGGGUGUCGGAGCAGGGGUACGUUCGGGAUAUGUGAGAUAGGGAUUUUCAUGAGGGGUUUCGCCUUUUCUGCUACGAAGCAUUUGCCAUAGCCAGGCAUAUAGAGAGGAAGAAGAGUUUGAACUAGCUAUCUGAGCUUAGAGUAAGCUAA